Messenger RNA from Cydia amplana, 1169 nucleotides. Its product is annotated as protein HGH1 homolog. The record is from RefSeq and is a predicted model, not a curated record. The transcript has a single exon. Lineage: Eukaryota; Metazoa; Arthropoda; Insecta; Lepidoptera; Tortricidae. Bases 28 to 1116 code for a protein of 362 amino acids.
AUUGUUGUUUUAGUCCCAAAAUUCAGGAUGUCCAAAGAUCCACUCGACGAGUUAAUACAAUUCCUGAAACCUGAUUCCAGGAUAGAUCUGAAACAUAUCGCCUUGGACCAUUUAGUUGGCUUAUCAGGGAGCGAGGACGGAAUUCAUACGUUGCUGAAAAACGAACAAGUGAUUGCAAGUGUCAUUGAGCUAACUAGUGAUAGUGUGGAUGAGGUCGCUAAAAAUGCUCUUUUGGCGCUUGUAAACAUCACAGCCAACGCCAAGGGAGCUGCGGAGAUACUAAAAUACCGUCCGAGUACUUGUAAAAACAUAAUAGAGUUGCUUAUAGGUUAUGUUCUUGAUCCUAACAAAAAAGACGCGGAUGCAGCUUGUAUGAUACUUUCCAACAUAACGCGGCUGGAAGAUGAGUUGGAAGUGUGUUUAGACACAUUAAUACCAAAAUUAAAUGACAUUUUGAAUGUGUACGUCAACAUUGACUUUAACAAAACAGGUUCGAAAUUGCACUACCUUGCAGCCAUGUUUAGCAACCUGAGCUGCAGCAGUAGAAUACGCAAAUGGCUUACAGAAAAGAACCCACACGUACCUUUGAUUAAAAUCCUGCCAUUUUGUAAUUACGAGCAAUCUAACAUCCGUCGCGGCGGUGCUAUAGGAACUAUACGAAACUUAUCAUUUGACAUUGAAUACCAUGAUAUAUUACUAAAUCCAGAUUUGGAUAUACUUACAUAUCUGUUGAACCCUUUAAUGGGCAACGAGGAUUAUCCAGACGAGGAAAUGGAUGUGCUGCCGAUAGCAUUGCAAUACUUACCUAAAGAGAAAAAGAGAGAAUUAGACGUAGAUAUUCGCAAAAUGAUUUUAGAGACGCUAAACAAGUUCUGUAGUAAACGGAACUGUAGGGAGAUUCUACGGAACAAUGGAGUAUAUUAUGUGUUACGAGAGUAUCACAAGUGGGAGAAAGACCCGAAAGUUCUAUUAGCGUGUGAAAAUGUUGUAGAUAUUCUUAUUCAGAAGGAAUCUGAAGUCGGUGCAGAGGAUUUGUCAGAUGUCAAUGUGCCGGAGGAUUAUAAGGACAGGUUUGAAAAGAUGGAUGAAGAUUACAUAAAAAGUGCUGAAUCUUAACUUUAUUUGCUAGAUUAAGUUAUAAAUAAAUGCAUUUAUUUAUGGUUUUUAAA